Molecule: messenger RNA, 6681 nt
Organism: Henningerozyma blattae CBS 6284
Lineage: Eukaryota; Fungi; Ascomycota; Saccharomycetes; Saccharomycetales; Saccharomycetaceae
Exons: 1
Coding region: 1-6681 (2226 amino acids)
Biological process (GO): fatty acid biosynthetic process
Molecular function (GO): metal ion binding; ATP binding; acetyl-CoA carboxylase activity
Source: RefSeq, a predicted model, not a curated record
AUGAGUUAUAUUGCAAAACAUUCCACUUUACCUUCAAAUUUUAUUGGGUUUAAUACUAUUGCCAAAUCUAAUGAUGAAUCUCCUUUGAAAGAUUUCAUCGCUUCUCAUGAAGGUCAUUCGAUUAUUUCCAAGAUCUUAAUUGCUAACAAUGGUAUUGCUGCUGUAAAGGAAAUUAGGUCCAUUAGAAAAUGGUCUUAUGAAACAUUUGGUAAUGAUCGUAUCAUUCAAUUCGUAGUUAUGGCAACUCCAGAUGAUUUAAAGGCAAAUUCAGAAUAUAUUAGAAUGGCUGAUCAAUUCAUCGAAGUUCCAGGAGGAACAAAUAACAACAAUUAUGCUAAUGUAGAUUUAAUUGUGGAUAUCGCUGAAAGAACCGAUGUAGAUGCCGUUUGGGCUGGUUGGGGUCAUGCUUCUGAAAACCCUCAUUUACCUGAAAAAUUGGCACAAUCUCAUAGAAAAAUAUUAUUUAUUGGUCCUCCAGGUAGUGCCAUGCGUUCAUUAGGUGAUAAAAUUUCCUCUACAAUUGUUGCACAACAUGCAAAAGUUCCUUGUAUCCCAUGGUCUGGGACUGGCGUGGAUACCGUUCAUAUUGAUUCAAAGACAGGUCUAGUGUCUGUAGAUGACGAUAUUUAUCAACAAGGGUGCUGUUCUUCUCCAGAAGAUGGUCUUGAGAAGGCUAAAAAGAUUGGUUUCCCGGUAAUGAUCAAAGCUUCUGAAGGUGGUGGUGGUAAAGGUAUUAGACAAGUAGAACGUGAGGAAGAUUUCAUAUCGCUUUAUAAUCAAGCUAUGAAUGAAAUUCCAGGUUCUCCAAUCUUUAUUAUGAAAUUAGCAGGUAGGGCUCGUCAUUUAGAAGUCCAAUUAUUAGCCGAUCAAUACGGUAACAAUAUAUCUUUAUUCGGUAGAGAUUGUUCUGUUCAAAGAAGACAUCAAAAGAUUAUUGAAGAAGCACCAGUUACGAUUGCUAAACCUAUAACUUUUACUGAAAUGGAAAAAGCUGCUGUAAGACUGGGGAAAUUGGUUGGUUACGUAUCAGCUGGUACUGUGGAAUAUCUGUAUAGUCACGAAGAUGAAAAGUUCUAUUUCUUAGAAUUAAAUCCAAGAUUACAAGUGGAGCAUCCAACUACUGAAAUGGUUAGUGGCGUAAACUUACCUGCUGCCCAAUUACAAAUCGCUAUGGGUAUUCCAUUACAUAGAAUUAAAGAUAUUAGAGUCCUUUAUGGUUUGAAUCCUCAUACUUCUACAGAAAUUGACUUUGAUUUCUCCACUGAAGAAUCCAAAAAGAUUCAAAGAAAACCUGUUCCAAAGGGCCAUUGUACUGCGUGCCGUAUCACUUCUGAAGAUCCAAAUGAAGGUUUUAAACCAUCCGGUGGUUCAUUACAUGAAUUAAAUUUCCGUUCAUCUUCAAAUGUUUGGGGUUAUUUCUCUGUGGGUAACAAUGGUAACAUUCAUUCAUUCUCUGAUUCUCAAUUCGGUCAUAUCUUUGCCUUUGGUGAAAAUAGACAAGCUUCUAGAAAACAUAUGGUUGUCGCCUUAAAAGAAUUAUCUAUUAGGGGUGACUUUAGGACCACUGUGGAAUAUUUGAUUAAGUUAUUAGAAACCGAAGAUUUCGAAGAUAAUACCAUUACAACUGGCUGGCUAGAUGAUUUGAUUUUACAUAAAAUGACUGCCGAAAAACCAGAUCCUACUUUGGCUGUAAUCUGUGGUGCUGCAACUAAAGCUUUCAUCGCUUCUGAAACCAAUUGUAAUGAAUAUAUAGAAUCUUUGAGGAGAGGUCAAGUUUCUUCCAGUGUUCUUCUACAAACAAUGUUUCCAAUAGAGUUUAUUCAUGAAGGAAAACGCUUCAAAUUUACCGUAGCCAAAUCUGCUGAUGACUUAUAUACUCUUUUCAUCAAUGGUUCCAAAUGUGAAGUAUCUGUUCAUAAAUUAUCUGAUGGUGGUUUGCUAAUCGCUAUUGGUGGGAAAUCACAUACCAUCUAUUGGAAAGAUGAAGUUGCUUCAACAAGAUUAUCAGUAGACUCAAUGACUACCUUAUUAGAAGUAGAAAAUGAUCCAACACAAUUACGUACUCCAUCUCCAGGUAAAUUAGUUAAAUAUUUAGUUGAAAACGGUGAUCAUAUUAAUUCAGGUGAAGCUUAUGCCGAAGUUGAAGUUAUGAAAAUGCAAAUGCCCUUAAUAGCUCAAGAAUCUGGUAUCGUUCAACUACUAAAACAACCUGGUUCAACCAUAUCCGCAGGUGAUAUCAUUGCCAUUUUAACACUAGACGACCCAUCAAAAGUUAAACAUGCCUUGCCAUUCGAAGGAAUGCUACCGGACUUCGGUUCUCCAAAUAUUCAAGGUAAGAAACCUGUUCAAAAGUUCAAAUUCUUAAUCUCAACUCUACAAAAUAUUUUAAAAGGUUAUGAUAAUCAAGUUGUAAUGGAUGCUACUUUAAAUCAAUUGAUCCAUGUAUUAAGAGAUCCUACUUUACCUUAUUCAGAAUGGCAAUCGCAAGUAUCUGCUUUACAUUCUAGAUUACCAAUUAAAUUAGAUGAACAGCUUAAUGAAUUAGUCGAUAGAUCUCUAAAGCGUAAUGCCGUGUUCCCAGCUAGACAAUUGAAGAAAAUGCUAGAUUUGGAAGUUGAAAAACAACGUUCUGAAAAAAUACCGGAAUCUGAUAUUUUACUUUUUAAGACAACUAUUGAACCAUUAUUAGAUAUUACAAAGAGAUUUGAAAAUGGCUUGGAACAUCAUGAACAUUCCAUAUUUGUGAAAUUAUUGGAAGAAUAUUACAAUGUUGAAAAAUUAUUUAACGGUCCAAACGUUAGGGAAGAAAAUGUUAUCUUAAAAUUACGUGAUGAAAACCCUGAUGAUUUAGAUAAAGUUGUAUUAAUAGUUUUAUCUCAUUCAAGAAUAUCUGCCAAAAAUAAUUUAAUCUUGGCCAUUCUAAAACACUACCAACCUCUAUGUAAAUUAUCUUCUGAUAUUGCAAGUAUUAUUGCUGAUCCUUUGCAACAUAUUGUAGAAUUAGAAUCCAAAGCUACUGCUAAAGUAGCUUUACAGGCAAGAGAAAUCUUAAUUCAAGGUGCACUACCUUCUGUUAAGGAAAGAACUGAACAGAUUGAACACAUCUUGAAAUCCUCAGUUGUUAAAACUGCUUAUGGUGAUACCCAUCCUAAACGUUCUGAACCAGACUUGGAAGUAUUGAAAGAUUUGAUUGAUUCAAAAUAUGUUGUUUUUGAUGUUUUAACACCUUUCUUAAACCAUUCUGAUCACUCAGUUUGUGCUGCUGCUGCUCAGGUUUAUGUACGUCGUGCGUAUAGAGCUUACACUGUUGCAGAUGUUAAAGUUCAUGAUGGUACCAAUAACCCAAUUUGUGAAUGGAAAUUCCAGUUACCUUCUGCCGCAUUCUCUGCAAUCCCAUUAGUUAAAAAUAAAUUUGGUAUGAAUAGAGCUGUUUCUGUUUCUGAUUUAUCUUAUGUUGUCGAUAGUGAAAAUGCCCCAUUAAGAACUGGUAUUCUAUCAGCUGUCGAUCAUUUAGAUGACGUAGAUGAUGCUAUCACCCAAAGUGUUGAUGUUAUUCCAAAACAUCAUCAUAAUACCGGAAACUCCGCUGGCCCAGCUCCAGAUAGAUCAUCAAACAAUCCAACAUCUUUAAGUAACAUUAUCAAUGUUUACGUACAUUCUACUGAAGGGUUUUCUUCUGAGACUGAUGUUUUGAAGAGAUUAAGUGAAAUAUUGAAUUUAAACAAACAAGUACUAGUAAAGUCAGGUAUCCGUCGUAUUACUUUCUUGUUUGGUUUCGAUGAUGGUUCUUAUCCAAAGUAUUAUACCUUUAAGGGUCCAAACUAUUCUGAAGAUGAAACUAUUCGUCAUAUUGAACCUGCUUUGGCUUUCCAAUUAGAAUUGGGUAGAAUGGCCAAUUUUGAUAUCAAACCAAUCUUUACUGAAAAUAGAAAUAUUCAUGUCUAUGAAGCUGUUAGUAAGACAUCUCCAUUAGAUAAAAGAUUUUUCACAAGAGGUAUAAUUAGAACAGGUAGCAUUCGUGAAGAUGUAUCAAUUCAAGAAUAUUUGACUUCUGAAGCUCAUAGAUUAAUGAGUGAUAUCUUAGACAACUUAGAAAUCUUAGAUACUUCUAAUUCCGACUUGAACCAUAUUUUCAUUCACUUCUCUGCAGUCUUUGAUGUUUCUCCAGAAGAUGUUGAAGCCGCUUUUGGUGGUUUCUUGGGUAGAUUCGGUAAGAGAUUAAUGAGAUUACGUGUUACUUCUGCUGAAAUCCGUAUCAUCAUCAAAGAUCCAGAAACAGGUGCUCCAGUACCAUUACGUGCUCUAAUUAAUAAUGUUUCUGGUUAUGUUGUCAAGAGUGAAUUGUACAUUGAAAUUAAGAAUGCUAAAGGUGAAUGGGUUUUCAAGUCUUUGGGUAAACCAGGUUCUAUGCAUUUAAGACCAAUUGCUACUCCAUACCCUGUCAAAGAAUGGCUACAACCAAAACGUUACAAGGCUCAUUUAAUGGGUACUACUUAUGUAUACGAUUUCCCUGAAUUAUUCCAUCAAGCUGCAGUUUUAGAAUGGACUAAACAUUCUCCAAAGGUUAAAUUAGAUGAUGAUUUCUUUGUUGCUAACGAAUUGAUCGAAGAUGAAAAUGGUGAAUUAGCUGAAGUCGAACGUGAAGCUGGUGCAAACAACAUUGGUAUGGUUGCUUUCAAAGUUACUGUCAAGACUCCUGAAUACCCUCGUGGCCGUCAAUUUGUUAUUGUUGCUAAUGAUAUCACCUUCAAAAUUGGGUCUUUUGGUCCACAAGAAGAUGAAUUCUUUAAUAAAGUCACCGAAUAUGCUAGAAAGUUGGGUAUUCCAAGAAUUUACUUAUCUGCAAAUUCUGGUGCUAGAAUUGGUAUUGCUGAUGAAUUGGUUCCAUUGUACCAAGUUGCUUGGAAUGAUCCAACUUCUGAAGCCAAGGGUUUCAAGUAUCUGUACUUAAAUGAUUCUGGCAUUGAAGAAUUAAAGAAAUACGGUAAAGAAGGAUCUGUUGUUACUGAGCCAAUUGUGGAAAAUGGUGAACAAAGACAUGUUAUCAAAACAAUUAUUGGUUCAGAAGAUGGGUUAGGUGUAGAAUGUUUGAGAGGUUCUGGUUUAAUCGCUGGUGCAACUUCAAGAGCAUACACUGAUAUUUUCACCAUUACUUUAGUCACAUGUAGAUCUGUCGGUAUUGGUGCUUAUUUGGUUAGGUUAGGUCAAAGAGCCAUUCAAAUUGAAGGUCAACCAAUUAUUUUAACAGGUGCUCCUGCCAUUAAUAAGGUUCUAGGUAAGGAAGUUUACACAUCCAACUUGCAAUUAGGUGGUACUCAAAUCAUGUACAAUAAUGGUGUCUCUCAUUUGACUGCUCCCGACGAUUUAGCUGCUGUUCAACAAAUUAUGAAGUGGUUGUCCUAUAUUCCCGCCAAACGUAAUAUGCCAGUUCCAAUUCUGGAAUCGGAUGAUAAGUGGGAUAGAUCUGUUGAUUAUUGCCCACCAGGUGAUAAAGCUCCUUAUGAUGUCAGAUGGAUGAUUGAAGGUCGCGAUGGCCCAAACGGAUUUGAAUACGGGUUAUUCGAUAAAGGCUCAUUCUUUGAAACUUUGUCUGGUUGGGCUAAGGGUGUUGUUGUAGGUAGAGCUCGUUUAGGUGGUAUCCCAAUGGGUGUCAUCGCUGUAUCUACUCAAACAGUUGAGACUAUUAUUCCAGCUGACCCAGCCAAUCCAGAUUCCACUGAAACUUUGGUUCAAGAAGCUGGCCAAGUUUGGUAUCCAAAUUCUGCUUUCAAGACAGCUCAAGCCAUUAAAGAUUUUAACCAUGGUGAACAAUUACCACUAAUGAUUUUAGCUAAUUGGAGAGGUUUCUCUGGUGGUCAGCGUGAUAUGUUCAAUGAAGUUUUGAAAUAUGGUUCUUUCAUUGUUGAUGCUUUAGUUGAAUAUAAACAACCAAUUUUCAUCUAUAUUCCACCAACUGGUGAACUAAGAGGUGGUUCUUGGGUUGUUGUUGAUCCAACCAUUAAUCCAGAACAGAUGGAAAUGUAUGCUGAUGUAGACUCAAGAGCUGGUGUCUUAGAACCAGAAGGUAUGGUUGGUAUUAAGUAUCGUAGGGAAAAAUUAUUAUCCACUAUGGCAAGAUUGGACAAGAAAUACCGUGAUUUGAAAGAACAAUUAAUGAACAGUAAACUAAGCACUGAAGAACACCAAGAACUAAGCAAGAAAUUAUCGUUACGUGAAAAACAAUUAUACCCAGUCUAUAGUCAAAUCAGUGUUCAAUUUGCUGAUUUACAUGACAGAACCGGCCGUAUGUUAGCUAAGGAUACCAUUAGGAAGGAAUUAGAAUGGAGCGAAUCUCGUAGAUUCUUCUUCUGGAGAUUGAGAAGAAGAUUAAACGAAGAAUAUUUGAUUCGUCGUCUAGACAAGGAAUUAAAGACUUCCAGUAGACUGGAAAAGAUGGCUAGAUUAAGAAGUUGGUAUUCUAAAGAUAUUACAAUUGAAGAUGAUAAAAGUGUUGCCGUUUGGAUCGAAGAAAACUACCAUGUCGUUGAAGAAAAAUUGAAGGGCUUAAAACUAGAAAAAUUUGCUCAAGAAUUAGCUAAAUCUAUUAGAAAUGAUCAUGAUAAUUCAAUUAUCGGAUUAUCAGAAGUUUUGAAAAUGUUAAGCGCUGAAGAUAAGGAGAAGCUUUCAAAGAGCUUAGUCUAG